AUGGAACCAACUGAUGUAAAGGACACUAGGGCAGACAUUCUUAUAGACAUAGGCGUGCAAGCUGCUGAGGAUGAGCAUGAGGGAUUUUUGGGUGGUCUGAGUGACCCAUCCGUGAUGACCCAGUAUGCGGAUCACGUUGCUUGCAGCAUAUGGACGGGAGAGGAGCGUCCUGAGUUGAAGUUAUCCUCUCACGGAAGGAAGGUCCAUAGUUUAGGCAGGCUUGUCCCUGCCAUUGAGGGACUAGUUGCUGGGACAGGACUAAGUCCUCUGAUCGCGUGUUCAGUAGACACUGGCGAUCAGGGACUUUUGUCCUCGUUUGUCGAGCGGUGGCACCGGGAGACGUCUAGUUUCCAUCUCCUUGUGGGAGAGCCCACGAUCACGCUGGACGACGUCUCCUCGCUUUUGCAUCUGCCUGUGGUUGGCGACUUGCAUGCCUUUCAGCCCUUGUACGUAGAUGAUACAGUUCAUAUGUUGGUGGACUUAUUGAUGGUCUUUACAGAGGCUGCCAAGGCUGAGACAGGGCAGUGUCGUGGACCGUACGUACGCCUGCAAUGGAGUGCAACCAAUGUCCAUGUUGUGUAUUUGGAGGCCCUUCGUGGCCUUAGUCAGACCGGGAGGUACACCUGGGGAGUGGCUGCUCUGGUGCAUAUGUACGACCAGCUGAAUGAUGCUCUAUCAGCAGCAGCCGACAGCUUGGCGUGCUGGAUUUACGAGCACUUUCCCUCAGUCGCGGAGUCCACUGCUGAUCAGGACUACGACGAGGAUUCCCCGCAUGCUCGUAGGUGGAUUGCGACGAAGAAGAUUGUGAAGAGCAUAAGUACACCGGUGUACAGGGAGCGCCUGGACCGACUCUAG
Molecule: messenger RNA, 855 nt
Organism: Glycine soja
Lineage: Eukaryota; Viridiplantae; Streptophyta; Magnoliopsida; Fabales; Fabaceae
Product: protein MAIN-LIKE 1-like
Exons: 4
Coding region: 1-855 (284 amino acids)
Biological process (GO): meristem maintenance; meristem development
Source: RefSeq, a predicted model, not a curated record